GUUGAAAUCACCACCUUCUUCUUGGUUGGCGUUCCAGGGCUGGAAUAUGCACACAUCUGGAUCUCCAUCCCCAUCUGCUGCAUGUAUCUUGCUGCUAUUCUGGGAAACUGCACCAUCCUUUCUGUCAUCAAGACAGAGUCUUCCUUGCAUGAGCCCAUGUAUUAUUUCCUCUCCAUGUUGGCCUUGUCUGACUUGGGAUUGUCCUUAUCCUCUCUUCCUACCAUAUUGAGGAUCUUUUUAUUCAAUGCUCCUGAAAUUUCUGCCAAUGCCUGCUUUGCCCAGGAAUUCUUCAUCCAUGGAUUCACAGCAAUGGAGUCCUCAAUACUCUUGAUCAUGUCAUUUGACCGCUUCCUGGCCAUCCACAACCCUCUGAGAUACAGCUCCGUUCUUACUACUGUCAGAGUUGCCCAAAUAGGAAUAAUAUUCUCCUUUAAGAGCAUCCUCCUGGUGCUUCCCUUCCCCUUCACUUUGAGAAGUUUGAAAUAUUGUAAGAAAAGUAGAUUAUCCCAUUCUUACUGCCUCCAUCAGGAUGUCAUGAAGUUGGCUUGCUCUGACAACCGAAUUGAUGUCAUCUAUGGCUUUUUUGGAGCGCUCUGCCUCAUGGCAGACUUUAUGCUCAUUGUUGUGUCUUACAUCCUGAUCCUCAGGACAGUACUGGGAAUUGCGUCCCAAAAGGAGCAGCUCAAGGCCCUCAAUACCUGUGUCUCACAUAUCUGUGCAGUGAUCAUCUUCUAUCUGCCCAUCCUCAACCUUGCCAUUGUCCAUCGUUUUGCCCGGCAUGUCUCUCCCCUCUUCAAUGUUCUCAUGGCAAAUGUUCUCUUACUUGUGCCUCCACUGAUGAACCCAAUUGUGUACUGUGUGAAAACUAAGCAGAUUAGAGUAAGAGUUGUAGCAAAAUUUUGUCAGAAGCAAAUAUAA
Equus quagga is the source of this 918-nucleotide messenger RNA. Its product is annotated as olfactory receptor 51A4. Gene Ontology annotation, cellular component: membrane. NCBI's taxonomy places the organism in Eukaryota, Metazoa, Chordata, Mammalia, Perissodactyla, Equidae. Gene Ontology annotation, molecular function: olfactory receptor activity; G protein-coupled receptor activity. The record is from RefSeq and is a predicted model, not a curated record. Gene Ontology annotation, biological process: G protein-coupled receptor signaling pathway. Bases 82 to 918 code for a protein of 278 amino acids. The transcript has a single exon.